Messenger RNA from Thunnus maccoyii (southern bluefin tuna), 1511 nucleotides. It is a transcript of the gene lrrc34, whose product is annotated as leucine rich repeat containing 34. Lineage: Eukaryota; Metazoa; Chordata; Actinopteri; Scombriformes; Scombridae. Bases 62 to 1420 code for a protein of 452 amino acids. The record is from RefSeq and is a predicted model, not a curated record. Gene Ontology annotation, molecular function: protein binding. The transcript has 10 exons.
UUCGCGUGACGUCAUCCUCCCUGGUUGCCAGGCAACGCAAACUCUACUGCGGGGGAUAAAGAUGGCGGGUCAAAGUAUCUCAGAGGUUUACUUUGCUGUCUGCGCUCAACAUCAAAUAAAAAUAAACCCGCACGUCUUAGAAGUUUUAAAGAAGACGAGAACAACCGAGAAUGUGACUUUAAACCUGUCAGGAAACGACAGACUGAGACACAUUCAGAGACUCGAUGAUGACGACGUUCUUGCUCUCACCAAAUGUCUGAGCAACAACAUGAGUGUGACAGGGCUUGAUGUCAGCUACAAUAACAUAACAGAUGAAGGUGCCGGACACCUUGCUGAUCUCUUACAGGAAGGAAACUCAGCUCUGAACCGUCUGGAUCUGAUGUUCAACGACAUCCUGACAGAUGGAGCUGAAGCCCUCGCCAAGAGCCUGCAGGGAAACAGCAGCUUGUUGUCUCUCAGGCUGUCAGGUAAUAAGAUCGGGAACAGCGGGGCGAUGCACCUGGCCAGCACGCUGCAGGUAAACAACACGCUGCAGGAGCUGCAGCUGGCUGACUGCGACCUGGCCACUCAGAGCGUGAUGGCGCUCACCAUCGUGUUGAAGAGCAACAAGAGUCUUCGCUCUGUCGAUAUCAGCCGGCCGCUGCUCUUCAGCCACCAGGAGGAGUGGGCGGUGCACCUCUCUGAGAUGCUGGCGGUGAACAGCAGCCUGGUGGAGCUCCACCUGGGGAAGAUGGGGAUGACGGACAGCGGGAUGGAGAGGCUGACUGAAGGCCUGCAGCUCAACCACAGCCUGCGCUACCUGGACCUGCGCUGUAACCGUGUCACUCGGGACGGCGUGCGCCAUCUCGCUGAGGUGCUGAAGAAGAAUCCGACCCUGGAGGUCUUGGAUCUGUCGUCCAAUCGUAUUGAAGACGAGGGCGCGGUGUACCUGAGCGAGGCUGUGACCCGGCCAGGCUGCAUCCUGAGAGAACUGUCAGUCCGCAGUAACAACAUCAGGACGGAGGGGCUGCUGUCUCUGGCUAACACGCCUCUAACACACAUCUACAUCUGGGGAAACCACCUGGAGGAGCCUGUGUGCCGGGCCUUUAAACAGCUGAUCGCCAGCGGCCGCCUGCUGCCGGAGCAGACAGACGUCAGCGCGUACGAGGUGGACGGUCACGUGUUUCUGGCUGAAGUCUUCAACGGUUUGAGGCGACACUAUUACAGCACGGACACACACUCUGACUCCAACACCGCAACAGACACACACUCUGACCCCAACACCGCAACAGACACACACUCUGACCCCAACACCGCAACAGACACACACUCUGAUCCCAACACCGCAACAGACACGUCUACAACCAACACCGCCAGCGCUGACGCCACCGUUCCAGCACACAUCCUGGAGCAGCCGCUGGUUCCUCUGCAGUCCUGCUAAACCUUCAUUAACCUCAGAGGCUCCUCACUAACAGCAGUAUCCCAGCAGCUUCAGCCAAAAACAAACUAAAAUGCACAUAAAUGUUAAAAGA